CAGUUACUUUUCAUUUGCAGGGUAUUUGCCAUGGUGUCUCUGAAGCUUCAAAAGCGUUUGGCCGCCUCGGUCUUGAAGUGCGGCAAGCGCAAAAUCUGGUUGGACCCGAACGAAUCGACCGAAAUCGCGUUGGCCAACUCGCGCCAAAACAUCCGCAAGUUGGUCAAGGAUGGUUUCGUCAUCCGCAAGCCUGAAAUCAUCCACUCGCGCGCUCGCUUCACCAAGCGCAACGCCGCCAAGCGAAAGGGUCGCCACACCGGCAUUGGUAAGCGCCGUGGUACGGCCAACGCCCGCCUGCCCUUCAAGGUGAUCUGGAUGCGCCGCAUGCGCGUGUUGCGCCGCCUUCUCCGCAAGUACCGUGACUCGAAGAAGAUCGACAAGCACAUGUACCACGACUUGUACAUGCGCUCCAAGGGUAACCAGUUCAAGAACAAGCGUGUGUUGAUGGAGAUCAUCCACAAGAUGAAGGCUGAAUACUUGCGCGAAAAGUCCCUCAAGGACCAAUCGGCCGCCCGCCAAGAAAAGGCCCGCGUCGCUCGCGACCGCAAGGCCGGUAAAGACGACAAGCAAUAAACUUGUUGGCCCUGAACGACAUGGACAAACCCUUGACCCUGCUAAAAAGUUAAUGGAGAUCGCCCCGGUUUCCACGUGUCUCUUUCAUCAUGGAAC
Aphanomyces invadans is the source of this 669-nucleotide messenger RNA. Its product is annotated as 60S ribosomal protein. Bases 31 to 573 code for a protein of 180 amino acids. Gene Ontology annotation, molecular function: RNA binding; structural constituent of ribosome. The record is from RefSeq and is a predicted model, not a curated record. The transcript has 2 exons. Lineage: Eukaryota; Oomycota; Saprolegniomycetes; Saprolegniales; Verrucalvaceae. Gene Ontology annotation, biological process: translation. Gene Ontology annotation, cellular component: ribosome; cytosolic large ribosomal subunit.